AUGCAAACUUAUGCCGGAGAUGUAGUUAAAGCAUUGAAGGCGUUACAUGAUAUGUCAUGCAAGUACCUGAAGGAGUUUUCCACUGAUUGCGGCCAUACGUUAGAUGCUGAGCACUUGACAAACUGCCAUAUAGCUGUGUCUAUGCAACCACAGCGUCAGUCUGGGUCGGAAACUCCGGCGCUUUCGGAGGGAAGCAAUGUCAUUAUUGACAUGCCCCUCGCAGAGGAAGAGGUCCAGAACGAAGAGCUCAAAUCUCAUGAAGCGGAGCAUGGCCAUAUAGACCUUCAGAAAGGAUGGAACGUUCCUCGAACAGAAGCCGCUUCAGAGGUUUCUAAACCGGAGCUGACUCCUUCGACUUCAGUUUCUUCCCACGCAUGUGGGAGGGGCUACGCAGUACUUGUGGAUAUUAAGUAUCCGUUCAGCACACCUAUAGGAGCUCUGAGAUUUUUGGAAACCCCCAGUCGUCGGAAUCUUCUAGAAGCUGUGGCGCAGGUUUGGACAAUGAAUGAGCUUCCAACUGAUCCAUGUUGGCCCAUGAAAUCUCUGACUGUCCGAAAGGGGAACGCUACGUAUGAUAUCCUGGGUUACCCACAAGAUGAUGUCAGUAGCUUACUUGAUGAUGUUCUUGAGUCUGAAAACCUCAUCAAGAUUGAGUGUGUCUAUGUUUUCUAA
Messenger RNA from Penicillium cataractarum, 672 nucleotides. RefSeq lists its product as uncharacterized. The transcript is spliced from 2 exons. The coding region runs from base 1 to 672 and encodes 223 amino acids. The record is from RefSeq and is a predicted model, not a curated record. Lineage: Eukaryota; Fungi; Ascomycota; Eurotiomycetes; Eurotiales; Aspergillaceae.